This is a messenger RNA of Danio aesculapii, 1815 nucleotides long. It is a transcript of the gene zcchc4, whose product is annotated as zinc finger, CCHC domain containing 4. The transcript has 13 exons. Gene Ontology annotation, cellular component: cytoplasm; nucleolus. Gene Ontology annotation, biological process: rRNA methylation. Lineage: Eukaryota; Metazoa; Chordata; Actinopteri; Cypriniformes; Danionidae. The coding region runs from base 77 to 1537 and encodes 486 amino acids. The record is from RefSeq and is a predicted model, not a curated record. Gene Ontology annotation, molecular function: nucleic acid binding; rRNA (adenine-N6-)-methyltransferase activity; zinc ion binding.
GGUUGUUUGUUAUGGCAGCCUCUUGUCAUGCAUGUGAGUGUUAUUUUGAUUCUCAUUUGUAAGAGUUCUCGCAAAAAUGAGCAAAACAGUGGAUGAUGUCGUGGAAAGCGGCGGAAUCGAAGUCAUUAUUCAAAACGAAAGCGAAAAAACUGCACCACGAUGUCCUCAUGGACCCGCUCUGCUGUUCGAGAAAACUGGCCACGGAGAAGAAAAUGGCAGGAGGUUUUACGCGUGCUCUGCUUGUCGGGACAGAAAAGACUGCAACUUUUUUCAGUGGGCAGACGAGAAGAUAUCAGAAGCAAGGAUGCUGGCCAGAGAGGAACAAAACCGCUCCAAGAAGCCUCUUUUCACUCAUCAACAAUACUGCUCCAGAUUUCUCGAGUUUGCUUCUCUCCCGCUGGAGCAGAGAAGGUUUUGUGUGGACUGCCAGCUGUUGAUUCUCCCUGGAGAAUGGACGAAUCACACCAAACACAAAGCACUUUCUGAGGACGUCACAGUCCAGCGGCUGAAGAAACCCAGUCUGCUGCUGAGUCCUCUGGACAACAAGAAGAGCAACGCACAGUAUCUGUUUGCAGAGCGGAGCUGUCAUUUCCUCCUGGACACACUCUGUACGUUAGGCUUCCGGAAAUUACUCUGUGUAGGAACACCACGAUUACAUGAGGUGAUUAAGAUGCGGAAUCUGGAAGGCAAGAGUCCUGUCAUGAGGAGUUUAUUGCUGGAUAUUGAUCACAGGUACUGCCAGUUUUACGGACAGGAUGAGUUCUGCCGCUAUAAUAUGUUCAACCAUCACUUCUUUGAUGAUGAGGAAGCGGUCAAGUUUUUUCAAGGCUUUCUGCUAGAGGAAGGAGGAGAGAAGUUAGUCAUGAUAACAGACCCGCCAUUUGGAGGCCUGGUGAAGCCGCUAGCCAACAGUUUCUCUCAGAUAUCAAUGACCUGGAAACAUCUAAAUAAAGUGAGCGAUGCUUCAGCUGAGAUGCCAAUGAUCUGGAUUUUUCCAUACUUCUUUGAGUCCCGUAUCCUUGAGUGUUUCCCCUCUUUCUCUAUGCUGGAUUACCAGGUCGAUUAUGAUAACCACCCUCUGUAUAAACAUGGAAAGACGGGCCGUAAACAAUCACCUGUUCGACUUUUCACCAAUCUGAGCCCCAAAGAUAUCAUUCUACCAGAGGCUGAAGGUUACAGAUUUUGCAGUAUUUGUGAGAGGUGUGUGUCAGCAGGAAACAAACACUGCCCAAAAUGUGACACGUGCCCAUCAAAGGAUGGAAGAGAAUGGAGACACUGUGAUGAAUGUGAACGGUGCGUGAAGCCUUCGUGGCGUCACUGUUCCUCUUGUGGUCGCUGUGCUCUUCCCGAUCACCCCUGUGGUCAGAGGCAAACCGGCUGUUUCAAAUGCGGCAGCCAAAAACACAAACUCAGAGGAUGUCCUAAGAAACACAAUAAACGAAUGCUUGUGUCGGAUGACCACGGCGCUCCAGGCCUGUCGAAACACAAAGCAGGCAAAUCCAGAGCUAAGAACAAGCGGAAAAGAAGAGCUACAUAAUCUCACACGCAGUGCAUCAUGGGAACAGUGGUUUUGUGGCUGAAAAUUCAUCAUAAAAGUGUGAAACAGUGAUCUGGUGUUAAACCUGUAUGUAUAGCAGAAGGCUGUUGUGGAAUUACCGCCAUAGUUGUUGUUUCGCCAUCUUGGUUAUGCGUUCAUCACAAGAUCAUCAUACAGUAAAACCUUCUCAGUACUAAUGACAGGCUGUGUGAACAAACCUCACGAACAGACUUCAAAGAUGCUUUGUUCAGAGGCCAUCUGUGGAUAAAACUAUAAAU